Messenger RNA from Oldenlandia corymbosa var. corymbosa, 4312 nucleotides. Lineage: Eukaryota; Viridiplantae; Streptophyta; Magnoliopsida; Gentianales; Rubiaceae. The record is from the annotation of a GenBank genome assembly.
CAAAAAUGGCCCUAUAUAUCGACGUGGUCCUGGCAAAAUCUGAGGCCUUAUGUGGUGGGCUAAUCACAGCCUAGAGGCCCGACUCACAAAAAGGGGUAAUUUUACCGGGGGUUUUAUCAAUUGGGUUCCUUGGUGGUAAGUUCAAACUCAAUAAAAUUUGCUCAUUAAUCCUUCGUCCUCAGUUAUCUUUUUUGUUCUCACGCGCAACCAUGUCUUUUCUCACGCGCAACCACGACCACGGCGAGCUUUCCAAAUCAUCCAUAGGUUCGUAAUCACUGCCAGAAAAUGUUUUUUUUUCCUCUGAAUAAUUCUUCCCGCCCCGUUUUAGUAAUUGUUCUACAAUUGAAUAUACGAUCCUAUCAUUUUGCUUCUUUCGACAAUUUUCUCCUUGUAAAUCACUCGUAAUUCGGGUUCAAUUUCAUAUGAAAUCAAUAUUUCUCUCUGUUUCUCUGAUCACAUUCUGUUGUAUUUGUGGCUGGAAUUAUUCUUCCUCUGCUUGUCGUAUGAGUUUCUCAGAUCACUGUUGUGUUGAAUACUGCUGAUGAUCUUCUUUGCUCAACUCCAUACUUUCUUCCUUUUUUUGUUCUUUUCUUCCAAAACUUGGUAUGGCACUAAUUGUUGAUCGUGAUCGGGGUAGGGAGUUAGGGUUGCAAGAUGGAGAAGUGGACUUUUGUUGGAAGUUGGAACCGAGCGUUACUCUUACAGUUAUCCUCCGUCCAAAUGCAAUGGCGUUUAUAUUGAGCGUCAUCUAAGUUCAGCUUCUAUUUGUUGUAAAUUGUGAUGGUGUCCCACUCUCUGCUCAAUCUUUCCUUUAUAAUACUCACCGCGCCAAAGUUGCAUCUUCACCUCACUUCCUGAUCAGCAUUCUUCAUUUUUAUUACCAAAUGUGAUGUAUCCAAUGACUCAUGCUGGAAAUUCCACCCAUCAUCUUGUUUAUGUCCGAAGAAAACUGGAAUCAGAACAAUUACCAGGUACUAGUGCCUCCGUUCCUCCUUGUGGCACUGACAGUGAUGACAGCCCCCCACCCUGUUCUAUCAUUGAGCCCACUCAGAAGGAGGUGGAAGUGGAUGUGAAGGUUCCUUCUCAAGCUUCGCCAAAUUCUGAUUCGCAUCCAUUAGAAAAGAACAGUAAAUCUCCAGCUAAUGCUCAUGUUAACUGUAUCGUCACGAGUUCCGCCAUGUUGGACCCUCAUAAGCAUUGUUGGGAAGGGCGGAUUUUCCAAUUGAACUACUUAUUGAACAAACUGGACGGUUCAGAUCAAAAGGAUUAUAUUGAGAUGCUUAGGUCUCUUUCAUCUGUUGAACUUAGUAAACAUGCUGUUGAACUAGAAAAGAGGUCGAUUCAGCUUUCUCUGGACGAAGGUAAAGAGAUCCAAAGAAUUCAAGUCCUGGAUGUGUUGGAGAGGUACUCAAAGCCCUCUAUAGCAUCCUCAUCAAGUGAUCGAGCUCUUUCAGAACUGAGAUGAAGGUGGACAAAGCCAGUGACAUGGUAUACAUUCAGUGAAUUUGAUUGAACAAGUGUAGAGGGGAAUAAGUAUCAAGCCCUUCUGUAUAAUAGGCAUAUUGUUAUCCUCCUGAUUGAGGGGAGGGCAACCUUGAUGAUGUUGAAGGCACCUUAGGGAGAUGUUAACAUUGCAACAUUAAUGUAACUGUUAUUACUGUAAAGGCUAACAGCUUUGUAAUGUAAAGGCUAACAGCUUUGUAAUGUAAAGUUGUUCUCAUGAGUUGGAUUACAAGAAUUAUACAUGCGUGGCACUAAAAGUACAUACAUUUUGUUCAUAACGGGAUUACAUCCCAGGCAAAGUAAGAUACAAAAUAUCACAAUGCAUAUAAAGCAUCCCACAAUUACCCCCAUUAGCCGUUCGAGCUUGGACAACUCUCUAGAUCAUCUCAAAGCUCAAAACCCUACGGGAUCAGCUUAUCAUACCACUCUAUAUAACUCUAUAUUCAAGAUCCUUGACUCAGACACAUGUACAGGUGAAAAAACGGAAUGUCUUCAAACAGCAGCCUACUAUGUACAUCGACCCGACCUUAAAGAAGAAAAGCACUCUUCUCUAAAAGUCAUCCCCGCGAUAAUGAAGAAUAUGAAUGUAAUCCUGUACUAUCGGAUGUAAGUGGAAUUGGAAGAGGAAGUGGGUGGUGUUCAGAAUGGACUGAGGAUAAGAUCUUCUCUUGCCCUGGAGCAACAACUAACGUGGGCUCGGGCAUGGCCUCUAGCUCAGGCUUGGGUUUGUAGGUAAACGAAAGGUCUUUGUUGGCGGCAAGGGCAAGUAAUUCCUUCUCCUCAAGGCCUUUAGUUGGGCCAAGGCUACAGAAAUCACCACCGUACUUUGCCAAUGCAUCUUUGAAUUUCUUAAUCUGUCAAUAUCCGGAAAAUGUAGCAGUUUAGAUAACAAGCAGAAUCAUCGUCAACAGGCAACCACAGUUUAUGUCAAGAGAAAGCUAAAAAGAAAACAUCAAAUAAAUGCACAAUCACAACACACAUAUGGCUACCUACAUUCUCAAGGAAAAAGAUUUUUCCCUUAAAUAGUUGCUUGAACUGAUGCAAUGAAUGGGUGAAUAACUUGGGGUAAAGAUAAAGAAGAUACAGAAAUAAGCAAACAAAUACCGGGUGAUAUGUUAAGGGAUGCAGAUUGUUUAAGUUUACAUGUAUGCAGGGAAGGAAAAGAAACAAAAAGCUCAGAACGAACCGUAGCGUUAGUGCAGCUAAAGCUGCAAAGACGUCCAUGAGCGCCUCUGUAGAAACGGAAGAAGGGAAGGACAUGAACAUUGAGAGAGUAACACAUAGACUUGUGUGUCUCGUAAUUCACCUGAAGGAACAGCACAUCCGGGUUCUGACCCGCCAACUGGCAUAUCUGCCGCAUAUCCACAAGAAGCGUAAAAGACAGAUAAGUGCAUUUAACUUUUAAAUUAACACUGAUAAACCACGAAUGAGGAUGACCUCGGUAAAAGUAUAAGUUCUCUAAUCAACAAGUAAUCAUGAAUUUUAAGAAUAAAUGAUCAAACCAACUGUUGUCACUACAGGAAUACUGAAUGCGGGAUACCAAGAAAAAAAAAAAGGAAAAAAAAAAACAGAUCCGACUCUUUUAUGGAACAAAUUGUACGUUAAUAGGGAUAAAACAAACAGACCUUGGGAUGAAGAGCUUUGCAACCACCACAACCAGGGGAAAAGAAAUCAACAACAACAAGCUUAUCCCCAGCGUUCAAAAGGGAAUCCACGAGAUCCUGGGCACCCAAAACCUCCUUCAUGUUAGGUUGAAGACCUUUCUCCCACCAUUUUUGACCUUUCCCAAUUCCAAUAAUUCCAGUCUUCAUCUGAAAUGCAAACAAUAACAUUCCAUAACAAUUAACUUACCGAAAUCAGAAACAUGGUAUAAUCUACUGUAACUCAAAUCACAACCACUCUCUUCAUCUCCUAAUAGUCCACCUCAACGAAGAGACAAAUUCCAAAACCCAAGAAUAGUCGUUCAGAUCAAAAUUCACCCAAUUUGCAUCCCCCACACACACACACAGACAGAAAAGAAAGAACAAAAAAGAUAGAUGCAAUAAUUAAUGCAUCAAAUUUACAAAGAUAAUAAAAAGAUCAAGGAGAAAGGGAAAAGUGGCCGACCUGGGCAGAAAUGGAAAAGGAAGAAGACGACCUUGAUUGAUUGGAGCAGCGCUUGGCCCAUUUCCCACCGGAAAAGGAAUAACUAAAGCUGUUUGAGGAUGAUUGAGCUGGCGCCAAUCGGAGAGUCAAGCUCCGGUAUGUCACCGGAGAUGGUUUCUUGCGGAAAAGAAAAAAGCCCACCUGGCGGCGACGAUGAAGAUGAUCGGAUGAAGUAUUCCCGAAAGAUUUGGAGGGAAAAACAUUGGCACUUCUCACCAAGGCCUCUGCCAUGGUACUCCUUAGACUGGAGGGAAAAACAAAAAAAAUGAGAAAAGAGAAAAGAAACUGAAGAAAAUUUCUGGAAAUUUGGUAAAGGAUGCAAAACUAGGGAGAAAUGAAUUACGCAAAGAAAAGUCUUUUUGAGUGGAUAAAAUGGAGUUGGGCGGUGGGUUGGAUUUAUUUAAUAUUUGGAUAAUUUGGAUAUUUCAUCGUUUUGUUGUUACGCGUGGCGGCCAUCCAUAGUUUUAGUCCCGCUGGCAUUGUGUGAUACAUUUUUCGCACUGGAAAAUAGUGUGACAUGCUACGAGGUAAAAUCCGAAGGCCACGAUGGUAUGGGUUCGAUUCCCAGUUUCCCACCAACUGUCUUUUAACUUUCAAGUCCAUUUCCAACCCAAAAUUUUAAAAAUACUAUACGCAUUUUAAACGAGGUAUAUUUUUUUUUGCC